Phymastichus coffea is the source of this 3734-nucleotide messenger RNA. RefSeq names its product serine/threonine-protein phosphatase alpha-2 isoform. Gene Ontology annotation, cellular component: nucleus; cytoplasm. The transcript has 5 exons. Bases 498 to 1484 code for a protein of 328 amino acids. Gene Ontology annotation, molecular function: protein serine/threonine phosphatase activity. The record is from RefSeq and is a predicted model, not a curated record. Lineage: Eukaryota; Metazoa; Arthropoda; Insecta; Hymenoptera; Eulophidae.
AGAAAGAAAGAGAGGGGAAGAUGUAGCGCGCUAGCGACUCGCGUUCUCUCUUUCUCGCACAUACACACAUAUGCGUAGAACAGAGCCAGCCACGCAAACCGACACGGAUACGUAGAACUAUAGGUGCAUGCGCGCGUGUGUUCCGGGGCGGCCAUUCGAGUACCUUGCCUCUUCGUCGGUUUGCUUACAAAGUCUGCGAGUGAAAGCGCAAGAGCUGUUUCCGCCACAGUGUCGAGCGAGUGAGGCAGAGCUUGCGAGUGUGUAGUGCUCGUGGUCGUCGCGUGCGUAUAGCUUCAGAAAACUGUUGGUGCGCGCGUUCUGUGUUGGAAAAAACGAGAAGCGUGCUCGAGUUUAAGCUUACGUGUCUGGCUGGUUUGUAGAUCAGCAGAGGCUGCCGCCACCAACGCCGAGAAGGAAAGAGAGAGAAAGAGAGUGAGUGAGUGUGACACACGAGUGCACGAGAACGCGCCGACACCGUUGCAGCCUCAACCGGCCCGAUGGCUGACACGGACAAGCUCAACAUUGAUAAUAUUAUUGCGCGACUCUUAGAAGUCCGAGGAGCACGACCAGGCAAAAAUGUUCAGCUGACCGAAGGAGAAAUUCGAGGACUAUGCCUCAAGUCCCGUGAAAUUUUUCUAUCACAGCCCAUUCUGUUGGAACUUGAGGCACCAUUAAAGAUAUGCGGUGACAUUCAUGGACAAUAUUACGACCUGCUUAGACUGUUUGAAUAUGGUGGAUUCCCUCCAGAGAGUAAUUAUCUUUUCUUAGGUGAUUACGUAGACAGAGGAAAGCAGUCUUUAGAAACGAUUUGUCUUCUUCUUGCCUACAAGAUCAAGUACCCUGAGAAUUUCUUCCUGCUUAGAGGAAACCACGAAUGCGCUUCAAUCAACAGGAUAUAUGGUUUUUAUGAUGAAUGCAAGCGUCGCUACAACAUUAAACUGUGGAAAACGUUCACAGACUGCUUCAAUUGCUUGCCAGUGGCGGCGAUCGUAGAUGAGAAAAUCUUCUGUUGUCACGGUGGCCUCAGUCCUGAUCUGCAAAACAUGGAACAGAUUAGGCGCAUAAUGCGGCCCACCGAUGUGCCCGAUCAAGGCCUGCUCUGUGACCUUCUCUGGUCUGAUCCCGACAAGGACACUAUGGGCUGGGGCGAGAAUGAUCGUGGUGUAUCCUUCACUUUCGGUGCCGAAGUCGUUGCCAAAUUCCUUCACAAACACGAUUUUGACCUUAUUUGUCGCGCGCAUCAGGUGGUCGAAGAUGGCUACGAGUUCUUUGCCAAACGGCAACUAGUGACGCUGUUCUCGGCGCCCAACUACUGCGGCGAGUUCGACAAUGCCGGGGCGAUGAUGUCCGUGGACGAGACGUUGAUGUGCAGUUUCCAGAUUCUCAAGCCAGCCGACAAGAGGAAAUUCACGUAUGGUGGCCUCAAUGCUGGUCGACCAGUCACGCCGCCUCGUGGUGCCAACAACAAAAACAAAAAGAAGUGAAAUACCCAACUCUAUCUCGUUCGAACGCGACGCUUAGGAUCUUAAGACGUCUCUCUCUUUCUUUCUCUCUCUCUCUCUCUCUCUCUCUCUAUUCCUUCGACCAUCCCUCCUCCCCCUUACCUUUUCCCUUUUAUCCACCUAAAUCCUUCCUUUCUCACCAUCCAAGAUUCUUGGAUUCUCGUGAGAAAGAAUAAUUGCAAAUAUUAUUACGAGUAUAUUCGUGAACGAAGAAAAUGAAAGAAAAAUAAAAAAAGAGCAAAACAACCUACGCGAAGCCAUCCAUUAAAGCAAUGAUAGAACGCAGAAAUCACUUCUGGGGGACUUCAUUGUAUUUAAUUUAUAAUUAAUUUCUAACGCAUAACUACUGAAUAAAAGACGUCUGAAUUUUGUCUUUUGAAACUUUGGCAAAUAUUGACAUUUUUUAUUUUCGGAUUUGAUUUUUAUUCUUUUUCCUCUUUUUAAUGUAUGUAAUAAACGAGUAAGCGGAAUCAUGAUGAUGUCGACAUUUUUAACCAAAAACUUGUUUAUUUUCAUUCGCGUUCGAGUAGGUGGCCUUCAGAAUGCGCAAUGAUUGAUAUGUGACGAGCUUAUGCUCAAAAAAACGCAAAAGAGAAAAAGAGCUUAUAAGCUUGGAGGCUCUUGUAUAGUUGUUGUCUGUUCUAAAGUAGAGUAUCAGUUCAGGUUAGAUGAACAUUCAUUAAUUAUAUAGUGAGCUUAAGAAAAAAUAAUUAAAUUGUAAAAUGAGUGUUUAAAUUGUAAAUUUUUUUUUCAGAGAUACGUAAAAUCAAAUUAUAUUUUGAAAUUUGCUUGGAAGUAAGAAAAGCAAGGUGCUCUUUUUUACACAUACGACGGCUGUUUCUUGAUUUUCUUAUUUGUAUUUUUUAUUAUACGGAUAGCGUUUCAAAGAAAAAAAAGACGUAGAUAUCAUUGUACCGGCUCUGAAUAUCACCUGCCCAAGACCUUAUUGUUUCAUCUACUCAUACUUCCAGGAGAGACAAAGAAAAAUUCCGCAGCGACGGUCACACAGCACAUGUACUCAUGGUAACCGACCAGGUCUGUGUACGCGACCAAACAAUAAGCGCGUGCUCAUGAUGCAACGAUGCGCCUGUUACAUUUUUCGUUUGUAAUCGAUAUAUGCGUGUGUAGAUGUGCUAUUGAAGAAAAAGAAUGACGACUGAAAUGCCACUUUCUCAAAUUUCUGUAAUAUCUUUUUUUUUGUAAAGCAACUCGUCGGUUAGUUUGGUGAAAAUUUAUCGUAGUUAAUAAUAAUCGGUGUAUUGAAAAAAUUGAUACUUUCUUUUUGUAAUACGAGAUGUUUCAAAUCAUAUUAAAGUAAAAGUUUAUAUUAGAAAAAAAUUGAAUAUUAUUAUAUUAUGAUCACAAAUCAGCAUUUGCGUCUAAAAUAUGAUUCAUAAUGUGAUAUGUAUGUCGUCGAGUCAAGGCUAAAUCUGUUCAAAAUAGUUUCGAGCAACGCCAGAUAAGGCAAACGACUAAUUAAUAGAUAAUAGUUUCAUUUGUUAAUUAUUUGAAUGUGCUUUGCCGAUAUGCUCGUCGAGAAUGCGUUUUUACAAUUAAAAAAAUAGUUUAUGACAGAAAAUCUCUCAAUUUUUCUCGUCACGUUCAGACGUAAUCUUUCAAUAUACCUUAAGUUAAUUAAAUGAUUAUCGAGUGUAACAAGAAAAAUGAAGUUGAAUUAUCUGCAAUAAACUAUUUUUAUUGCGCAUGAGGUACAAAAAUACGAAUCAAGAAUUCAACCAUAAACAUAGGAAAUUAUACAAAAAAUAAAAAAAUCCAAUAAUUUGCAUGGGCAGACAUACAAUCAUUACUAUUUCAUUGAAAAAAUCAAUACAAAUCAUUAUAAAUAUAUACAUUUAUUUCAGUUUUUCAUCAAUCCGUCAUGGAAGGUCAAUGUCGUUCGCCAUCCAAAAGUUAUGAUUGUUCAUUCCUAUUGUCGUUUAUAAUUUUAUAAUUUUCUUUUCUAAAUGAUGAACAAAAGUCCAUCUUCCUCCGAAAAAUGAACAAAGAACAUGGUCACUUGCGUUUUUCUCAUGCACUAUAGACGUAGUAAUCCCAUUAUCACUGACGGCGUUGUAUUGACAAAUUAAAAGAUAAAUUAUGAUCAGCCAGCAACGACUUUAUUAUAGUGAUUUCUACGAAAAAAAGCAAAUAAUCUGAUAAAACUAAUUUAAUCGCGUUCCCAAUCAUUGUACAUUUCUUUUUUUUCUAAAUAAAAUCUCACCUGAUAUCUUA